Messenger RNA from Chondrus crispus (carragheen), 1242 nucleotides. RefSeq lists its product as hypothetical. The record is from RefSeq and is a predicted model, not a curated record. NCBI's taxonomy places the organism in Eukaryota, Rhodophyta, Florideophyceae, Gigartinales, Gigartinaceae. The transcript has a single exon. The coding region runs from base 1 to 1242 and encodes 413 amino acids.
AUGUCUGCUCCUGUCUGUGUUGACAAGCACUUGAGAGUCAACUCUAAGAUAAUCCAGGCAACAUUUACCGUCAUAGAGGUAAAAAUGUUCUUUCUCCAACCUCGCGUCCCUGAUUCUGAGUCAUAUGUUCUGUUUCCCCAUAGCUGUAAGGGCAUGGGAAGACGCAUUGGCCACCUGGCUGAUUCAGAGGGAAAGGGGCCAUGUGGCCGGCGGGGAAUUAGUGGCUUUUUUAAUUGUGCAUCACCAACACUUCAAACUACGCAUGUUCACUAUCUCAAUGUAUCCAAGGCCUUGCAUGAUGAAAAAUGCGUUCAACAUGGAGAAAAAUCUGUACGUGCUGUCCCAAAGGACACAGUCAGUGUGUGUAUACAAGCAAGGAGCAUAAACGGCAAAUGUCUGCUAGCACGCGCUCCGAAAGAAUUGAUUCAUAUUUACCGCUCGUCAAGAGCCAGUGCUCUGUUUCUCGGUCAAGACAUUAGGUCGCAAGCUUAUGCCUGCCCAGAUGUGAUUGUUGAAGAGAAGUAUAUUUUCAUAGAUCCUUCCUUCAUCUCAAAACUAAGCAAUUCAUCGACAACAAGACUAAAACUUCUUGUGGUGUUGUCCGCUCGAGUAGCUGAAGGUAGCUGCGAACCGACGGUCAACGUGCUCGGGCAAGCUGCUCUCAUGUAUACCGCAGAUGCUGGGUGGAGACGAGAUGAGCUCUCAAAAUAUGACAAGCAGAUUCUUUAUCACGCAUACAUGAUGGCUGUAUCAUCUUCGCAGUUUCCGCUGAAUCGUGUUGAAGGGAAAGAAUCGGCUACAAUCAAUGGAUCCUGCUAUAUCAAACCAGUGGCAGGGGUGACAGAGAUCGCAUGGGAUUGGAGACUGUUUUUAUUAGUGUCUGGUCUCGUUUGUUCAGUUCUUAUAAUAACAGCUAGUGCAGUGUUUCGACUGAUCUACACGGGCGAGUCGUGGGCAGUCGGAUCUGCUCAUUGGUCCCUUUCCCACCUUCUUGCAGAUAUGCCUAGAAACAAAGACGAUGUGCCAUGUCUUGAGGUGGUAGCGGUCCCGCCAGCCAAAACAUCAAGUCCAAAUAGCAAGAGAUCGUCCGGUGCCUCCGCCGAGGCCAACACCCUUGGAAAUAUACCUUUCUCGUCUUUCAUUGCUUCUCCCAGGAGGUCAGCAGAGGGACAUUAUAAGUACAUUGUGCGGUCGCCUAACACGGCUGCAGAAGAUAGAGAGAACGAUGAAGAUACUAAAUGA